This is a messenger RNA of Salvia miltiorrhiza (redroot sage), 1516 nucleotides long. Its product is annotated as polygalacturonase. Lineage: Eukaryota; Viridiplantae; Streptophyta; Magnoliopsida; Lamiales; Lamiaceae. Gene Ontology annotation, molecular function: polygalacturonase activity. Gene Ontology annotation, biological process: fruit dehiscence; pectin catabolic process; anther dehiscence. The transcript has 9 exons. The record is from RefSeq and is a predicted model, not a curated record. The coding region runs from base 39 to 1298 and encodes 419 amino acids.
UCAUCAUUUCAUUGGGUAGCCAAAAAAGAAGAGUAGAUAUGUGCGACGCAAAUAAUGUUUUGAAGUUGCUGAUUGUUUUUGUUUGUUUAAGUUCAAUUUGCAGCAACGAUGAGUUUGGGUGUGAGGUUGCCGAAUUUUAUCCUUGGUAUUCCUAUAUUAGUCAGCUCAUCACUUAUAAAUCUAGCUCUAUUAAUGUAGUAGAUUUUGGAGCUAAAGGUGAUGGAAAAACUGAUGAUACUAAGGCGUUUCAGAGUGCUUGGAAAUCAGCUUGUUCGUCUAAGCAGGAUGUCACUUUUGUGGUACCAAACUACAAAACUUUUCUUUUGAAACCAUCAACAUUUUCAGGACCAUGCAAAUCCAACAUAACUAUCAAUAUAGGUGGAAGCAUGAUAGCAUCCGAUAAUCGCAGCGAUUACAGUAAAGAUAGGAGACACUGGAUUAUGUUCCACACUCUCCAUAAUCUCUCGCUAAGAGGUGGUGGAACUAUCAACGGCAAUGGCAAUAUUUGGUGGCAAAAUUCUUGCAAAAUUGACAAAUCUAAGCCCUGCAAGGUUGCUCCAACGGCCCUAACCUUCUACGAGUGCACAAAUUUGGUAUUAAAGCAUUUGAGGAUCGAAAAUGCACAGCAAAUUCAUGUCUCCAUUGAGAAGUGCAGAAAUGUUGAGGUUUCGAGAAUUGUGGUUAAUGCGCCACAAAAUAGUCCAAACACGGAUGGAAUUCAUGUGGCAGCCACUCAAAAUAUUCAAAUUUCUAACUGUAUAAUAGGCACUGGGGAUGAUUGCAUUUCCAUUGUGAGCGGAUCAAACAAGGUUCACGCCACGGAUAUUGCCUGUGGACCCGGCCAUGGAAUCAGUAUUGGAAGUUUAGGGGCUGGAAAUUCAGAAGCAUAUGUCUCAGAUGUUGUGGUUAACAGAGUAAACUUUUCUGGAACCACGAACGGUGUUAGGAUCAAGACAUGGCAGGGAGGAUAUGGAAGUGCAAACAACAUCAAAUUCCUGAAUGCAGAUAUGCACAACGUGAAAAAUCCCAUAAUCAUAGACCAAAACUACUGUGAUCAAGAUGAUCCAUGCAAAGAACAGAAAUCAGCUGUAAAAAUCAGCAACGUUCUGUACCAAAACAUAAAGGGCACGAGCGCUACCAACGUAGCCAUCAAUUUUGACUGUAGUAAGAGCCAUCGGUGCCAAGAAAUCGUGCUGCAGAACGUGAGCUUGGUAGGGGCAAAUGGUGGGAAAUCUAAAGCUGUAUGCACAAACAUCCAUUUGAAGAGCAUUGGAACAGUUUCACCUCACUGCCCUUAAAUUUUUAAAGGUGCUAUUAUAGACUUAUAGUAUAUAGGAAUAGUUGCAUAGUUAUUGGUGUACAUAAGCAGGAAUUAUGAAGGAAAUUGUUUUUCAUUCAUUGAAUAAAUACAGCGUAGGCUAAUCUUACAAAAGGAAGAUGCAGUUAUCAUGAUUAAUAAAAUGUCUCUGCUACCGUUGCUACUCAUGGUGUGUUCUGAAUAACUCAACUUGUGACG